Haemonchus placei is the source of this 1227-nucleotide messenger RNA. NCBI's taxonomy places the organism in Eukaryota, Metazoa, Nematoda, Chromadorea, Rhabditida, Trichostrongylidae. The record is from the annotation of a GenBank genome assembly.
AUGAGGGAACCCACUGGCACCAUCUGUGUUCAAAGCAACCGAGAUUCAAGGCAGGCACAAGUGAAUCGAGCAAUUGAGGAAACCAAGUCCCGACAAAUGACAGCACCAAUUGGUGGACGAGUUCCGAAUAGGCCCUCUCAGAAUACCCCUGGAAGAAACGAGGCUAUCGAUGUGGAUAAGCUGAAUCAACUCAUCAGAGCGCUCGACAAAACAUGGAUCCUUCCAAGACCAGGCGCCAAGGAACCAGUAGGCAGUAAUUUCCAGUAUAAAAAGACAUGCGCUUCGAUUUUCAAAGCGAGGCAUGGUGCUUGUCAACAACUGAGCUUUGGUGUCAUGUGCUUCAAUUAUUGCCAUGAGCGAGGAGAAAAGCUAUCAUUCAAAUGUCAAGAUGCCUCGGAUGCUGCCUACUGUCGCCAGUCCGGGACAUUUGAAACGUUCCUGGCAAAGUAUCGUAAGGACGGCUACAAAGCCAAGGCCUACAUUCAUCAGAUGAUCUCGAGAUGUUACGCGACGGCUAUUUGCAAUACACAGACGGGAAUCCUCAACUCGACGAUCAUCACUGAAGAAGAAAUGACGGAAACUACCACAAGGAUGAAUCGGCUUCGUUUACUGACGAGAGGCCCAAAGUCCCUGAAAGCAAGAGCAACGAAAACGACUGCUGCUCCCGAAAGCAUUGACUAUGAAGUGGAACAGGAGGAAGUCACUACGACAACAAAGAGGAGGGUAAGAAUGCUCGUAAAGACUGUGUCUCCAUUGCUUCAGUUUCCUUUCCAUUUUCAGUUUUCGGUGGUAUUUACUGUAAGCCAAAACUCUAAAGUUUCGUCGAAGUACAUCCCAUUCUGGAAGCGUCUGCUAUCUACGACGGUCACACCCUCAACACCUGAUGAUGAGUUGCCUGUGGAAGUAGAGGGCAGUCCUGAGGAUGAAGAGGAGUCGAAGUUAGUUGUGGAUACCGAAGAAUUUCCAAGAGAAGAAACUACUCCAAAGGAAGAAGUAACCACCACAGCGAGUCCUACACAGAAGGCAAGUAGUCAAACGGAAGUUCCUAAGGAAACGCGAUCGUCCGCUUCAAGUGAGAGGCAUACGUUCAAACCAUUGCCAAUGACAGUUCCUCCGAUUGCCGGACCUGAACUCGCAUUUCAGAAAGCAGGGCCAGGAUUCUGGAACCGAUUCCAACCCAAUCGAUGGUUUGAAUCGAUACAUUACGUGACGAAUACUGGCAAAUAG